CUGAACAAGUUUCUGAACCAUUCUCACACGAGCUUCCACAGCCAUGGCCGCUUCUCUUCAGCUACCCAUGGCUUCUUCCAUUCCGUCUUCGUCUUCGCCAUCCACAACGCGCCCAAUCUUCAAGACCCACUGCUCCAUGAAGCCCACAUGCUCCGCCAAAAUCCCAAUGCCUCCUAUCAACCCUAAGGACCCCUUUCUCUCCAAGCUCGCUUCGGUGGCUGCGACUUCCCCCGAGAGGCUUCUUCAGCGCCCUUCGGGUUCCGAUUCUCUUCCCUUUCUUGACCUCUUCGACUCUCCCAAGCUCAUGGCCACGCCCGCCCAGGUGGAAAGAUCUGUCUCGUACAAUGAGCACAGGCCAAGGAGGCCUCCACCGGACUUGCCUUCCCUGCUUCUCCAUGGGAGAAUAGUUUACAUUGGCAUGCCAUUGGUGCCAGCUGUCACAGAGCUUGUCAUUGCAGAAUUAAUGUACCUGCAGUGGAUGGAUCCCAAAGAACCAGUAUAUGUUUAUAUUAAUUGUACUGGAACCACUCGUGAUGAUGGUGAAAGGGUCGGGAUGGAGACUGAGGGUUUUGCUAUCUAUGAUGCAAUGAUGCAGUUAAAAAAUGAGAUACAUACAGUUGCCGUUGGAGCUGCUAUAGGCCAGGCUUGUCUUCUGCUUGCUGCAGGAACCAAGGGUAAACGGUUUAUGAUGCCGCAUGCCAAAGCCAUGAUUCAACAACCUCGUGUUCCAUCAUCUGGAUUAAUGCCAGCUAGUGAUGUGCUUAUCCGUGCAAAAGAGGUCAUAACAAACAGGGACACACUUGUGAAACUCCUGGCUAAGCACACUGGAAAUUCGGAAGAGACUGUAUCUACUGUGAUGAGAAGACCAUAUUAUAUGGAUUCUACAAAAGCCAAAGAGUUUGGUGUCAUUGACAAGAUUCUUUGGCGCGGUCAAGAAAAGAUAAUGGCAGAUGUUCUCUCACCUGAGGAAUGGGACAAGAAUGCUGGCAUUCAAGUUGUUGAUGGUAUAUAAGUUUCCAAAUAGUCAUCUGGGGAAAGCUGAAUAUGACGGUCAUUUUUUCCGAUACUAUGACAGAGGGUCGAAGUUCAGUCAUUUGAAGAGCAACAGGAUAUCCUACAGACAGUUAGAACAUGCAGGAGCAAGAAAGGUACCUGUCAUAAUUGAGGAUUCUCAGUGGACCUUACAGCUUGAAUUCAUUGAAGAUUGGCAAUCUUCUUAUCACAAACAAUAUAAUUUAGGGAUGCAGAAACAGGUCAUGUGGUUAUUGGAAUUGAAUUUUGUUCAGAAAGCCCUGUUAUAGAAAACUGGAGUCUAGAAGGAACACUCUUGAUUGGUAUAAUGGAUUUCAUGUUUCACAUCAUCUAUGACUAACCCAAAAGAAUUUUCGUUCUCAAGUA
Vitis riparia (riverbank grape) is the source of this 1398-nucleotide messenger RNA. RefSeq names its product ATP-dependent Clp protease proteolytic subunit-related protein 3, chloroplastic. The transcript is spliced from 10 exons. Gene Ontology annotation, molecular function: ATPase binding; ATP-dependent peptidase activity; serine-type endopeptidase activity. The record is from RefSeq and is a predicted model, not a curated record. Gene Ontology annotation, cellular component: endopeptidase Clp complex. Gene Ontology annotation, biological process: protein quality control for misfolded or incompletely synthesized proteins. Lineage: Eukaryota; Viridiplantae; Streptophyta; Magnoliopsida; Vitales; Vitaceae. The coding region runs from base 44 to 1012 and encodes 322 amino acids.